Phymastichus coffea is the source of this 1611-nucleotide messenger RNA. It is a transcript of the gene Gmer, whose product is annotated as probable GDP-L-fucose synthase. The coding region runs from base 134 to 1282 and encodes 382 amino acids. NCBI's taxonomy places the organism in Eukaryota, Metazoa, Arthropoda, Insecta, Hymenoptera, Eulophidae. Gene Ontology annotation, biological process: nucleotide-sugar biosynthetic process. The transcript has 9 exons. Gene Ontology annotation, molecular function: GDP-L-fucose synthase activity. The record is from RefSeq and is a predicted model, not a curated record.
UACUACAACUACUACUGCUGCUGCUGCUACUACUUAUCAUUUGACAGUUGACGGAUUUCGAAAGCCUAACUCUUCGUGCAUAUGACUCUAAAAAGGGAUUAUGAAACUUGCAAUUUUAUGAAAAUAAAAGAACAUGGAGGAUAGCCAGAGCAUAGAGACAGCCAGACAGGAAACUUCAAACCACGGAGAUGGCGUGCCCAUAAAAAAUCUCGGCCGGCUCGGACAGGCCCUAUGGAGACAGACCCUUAGGCUCAUUUUACUUCUAUAUACCUGCAUAUAUAUACUGGUGUCGUCUGCUUAUAUAUAUCUAAUGAUGGCAGAUGUGCAAAAAAUCAUUUUAGUUACGGGUGGAAAUGGAUUAAUUGGUAAAGCAAUUCAAUAUAUCAUUGAAACAGAAGCGUUACCUAAUGAGAAAUGGGUCUUUGUUGGCUCAAAAGAUGCAGAUUUAUGCAAUAAAAGAGACACAGAAAAAUUAUUUGAAAAGUAUAAACCUACCUAUGUUAUUCACCUUGCAGCUAUGGUUGGUGGUUUAUUUCAUAAUAUGGCUCACAAUUUGGACUUUUUGCGAAAAAAUUUGUAUAUCAAUGACAAUGUUUUACAAACUUCGCAUGAAUAUGGAGUUGUCAAAGUAGUUUCAUGUUUGUCAACUUGCAUCUUUCCUGAUAAAACAACAUAUCCUAUAGAUGAAACAAUGGUGCACAAUGGACCACCCCAUCCAUCCAAUUAUGGAUAUAGUCAUGCUAAAAGAUUAAUUGAUAUUCAAAACAAAGCUUAUCAUGACCAAUAUGGUAGACUCUACACGAGUGUCAUACCAUGCAAUGUAUUUGGACCACAUGAUAAUUAUCAUCCUAGUGCUAGUCAUGUUAUUCCUGGACUGAUAAGAAAAUUGUAUGAUUUAUUGAAAGAUGGUAACACAGAAGAUAAAAUUUUCACAGUGCUAGGAACUGGUAAACCAUUAAGACAAUUUAUUUACAGUAAAGAUUUAGCUAGAUUAUUUAUUUGGGUUCUUAGAGAAUAUAAUUCAGUAGAGCCAAUAAUAUUAUCAGUUGACGAAUCCCAAGAAGUAACAAUUGCACAAGUUGCCGAAGUGUUAGCGAAAGCUUUCGAUUUCAAAGGAAAAAUCAUAUUUGACACAUCUGCAGCCGAUGGACAGUAUAAAAAGACAGCCAGUAACGCAAAACUUCGGCAAUUCUUACCCGGCUUUCAAUUUACGUCUUUUGAACAAGCUAUUGAAGAAACUGUCCAUUGGUAUAAAACAAAUUAUGAUAUAGCUAGAAACUAAGCUGAGCAUGAUAAAAUGUAAAUAUAUUUUAAAUGAUUGAGACUUCCAAUUUUUUUAAUGAUCAAAGAUAUUUAUAUAUAUGAAUUAAGAUUAGAAUAGUAAAUAAUGACUCAAUAGAUAAAAUAAAUGAAGAUAAUAUCAUCAAAGCAAUAGUUAACAAAGUACCGGCAGUCUCUGGGAUACCUAUACAGGAUCUAAUGUAUUUUAAUUUUAAGUUUUUUGUUAUAUUCUAGACCAAUAAAUAGGAAUCUACUUCCUCUGUUGGAUUUCAAUAAUUUGCAAUGUAUAUAUGUAUAUUACAGUUAUGUACUUUAUGUAUAUUAUUUUGG